UGAUCGCAUCCUGGUGGACCGGACCGGACCGGACCGGAUUUUGGAAAAUUCCGGGUUGGCAAAUGUAGGGCCCGACAGCUGGUGAAAGAUGCUUGGGCAGGAAAUGCGGACGGAGAAUUAUAAAAUUUCGGAAGAGGCGGCGGGCCUGAAAAGGGACGAUGGGCGAAGAAGGCCUCGAAUCGAUUGCCUCCUCUGUCUUCUCUCACACGCUAAGUGGAAGAUCUCAACUCCGUCCGCCGCCAAAUCCCUGAUUCCUCUCUCUCUCGCCGCAGCACACCAUCUCGAUCGCACGGCUCGUUGGGUAGCAGCCGCGAUCUUUUGGUGUGAGCAAAAAGAGAGGUGUCCAUAGGACACCUCUUUGUUCAGCUGCCAUUGUCAAAUGGCCAAACAAUUGCAGCACCAGAACUCCAAUGUGGCGUAUGAAAAGAAAUACUCAGGGUGUAUGUGGAGCUUCUUUCACUUCUUGGAUUUCCACCAGCGCCUUCGCAUCAGAAAGAAGCUUACAGACCGGUGCCAUGGUGAUGGCAAACGUUAUGCAGGAAUUAAAACUCCAAAAUCGUAUGCUCCUUCAAUUGGUGAAAAACAUGACAUUUUGGAAAGUGGAACAAACUUCCUGAUUGGAAACAAAGGCAACACUUUGAAAAGAAAGCCAAGCAAGGGCCGCAUCAGAGCUUUGUUUUCCAAAAGUUUGGCUAGGAGACAAGAUCAGAAACAGGAAAUGCUACAUGUAACCCCACGGUUGCUCCGUACAAUUUCCAUCCAUCAUUUGGAGUGCAAUGAUUAUGUUAUUCCUGAUGAAGAAACUUCUGACAAUGAAAUUUCAACAGUUUAUUUCAAUUCGCAUGAGUCUGAUUCUUCUGCAGCCAGCGAACAUGUUCCAUUGUUACCCGGUGGCCCAGAUGGGCAUAUUUUUGGUAAAACAUCUGAGGCAUGUAGGGCCAUGAAUACUCUAAAUCAUAUGGACUAUAACCUUGUUGAUGAGUUUGGGGAUCUUUUAGUAGAGGAGCAAGCAAGACUGGUGGAGAUGUUAAAUGAAGCAAAGGAAUCCUUAUCAAAGCAGAAGCAUGUGGAUGCGAAAGGCUUGGGAAGAGAUGUUUUGAGGGAUUUCAUCAAUAUGCUGGAGUUACACAGGACCGACAGGGAGUUAUUUUUAAAAAUACUUAAAGAUCAAAACUUUGUCUGGGAAGCUUUUUUACAGAGACAUCAUAGUUCCGGUCCGAAAAAAAUAUUAACCAAGUCUGGCUCAUUCCCAGGAGCAGGCUUGUCAGGCAGGAAAGCUGGUCCAUCUAGACUCAAUUCCAAGUGGAAGGAAAGUGAAAUCUUUGUAGACGAAGAAAUGAAGUCCCAACUUGGGAACACCCCUUCAAUUUCAAGCACCAUGGCUGCAGAUGCUAUGGCAUCAAAUGCUGGUAUUAAGGUUGAUAUUCUAAAAUCAAAAUCUGCAUCUGUGGAUGUUUCUGGAGUUGGUUCCAGUUCUGAGAUUUUACCUGGUUCUACUCGUGAACUGAAAAGCCAGAGGGAUCAUGAGACUAUUUUAUAUCAUUUUAAGGACCUUGAGCAGAGAUUAGAAGAUGUAAUAAACAAGAAUAUGAAGGAGAGUCAUCGGAUUUCAAUGGACGGAGUUCUCCAUAAAGUGCCUUACGGACAGAAAGUAACCGAGGAUGUCAUGAAAGAACAGUUACAUCGGUCUGCUUCAUCUAGAUGUGACAGAGAAAGCACAAGAGACAAGAUUGUGAUUUCUGGUAAUAGGUAUCCGCAUCGAAGUAUUCAAAGGUCUCGUUCGCUUACUGAAUCCUUGGACAGGUAUUCUCAUUUGCUUGAGUCCAUUUCAAUGAAAGAAUCCAAAAGUCUGCCUGAGAGCUUGAAGUCGAGCCAUGAAGACAGUGGUCUGCAGAACAAGAAGACCCCCAAAACCUUCGGCAGAAUUUUUUCUAAUCCUGAAUGGUUUAGGUCACAUUCUUUUACUAAGGCUGUGCAAAGUGAAGUAUUUCAUGAAGCACCGCCAUCCGAGGUAUCAGCUGCUGGUCUCCUGGAUGGUGAUGCAGCAGUUAAUAUCAAUAAUUCUCUUGGGCCAGAAUCUGUGGAAACUCUUGUGCAUACGAAGCAGAUCAAGGAAUCAGAUACUUUUACAGAACAUAGUAUAGAUAUAAAUGUUAGUACGAUAACAGAUGGAGGUCUAGAACAUUCUUUAUUGAUGAAUGAGCAUGACCAGAGUGAGAUCAGUAAGGUUUCAUAUCCAACCAAAGAGGACACUAGUCAUAUUCCUCUGCAUGAGGUAGAGAUUAGAAUUUCCAGGCAGCCGGUGUUAGUUAGCGAGCAUGAUCAGAAUGAAAUACAAGAUAUUUCAGAUUUAAGAGAAGAGAACACUAGCUAUAUUUCUCUACAUGAGAAGGAGAGUGGAACUGAAAUGUAUCCAACCGAUAAACAAAGCUCAAUCUCUGUUCUUGACUCAUUUUUGGAAGAGGAUCCUGUCACUUCAGCAAAGUAUUUAACUCUAGAAGCAGAUCCUGAUCUGGAGCCUAGAAGCCUCCACUGCAAGGAACCGGAUGAUUCACCCACUGCCGAAAACCCAUUGGGUGCUGAUGCCUCUAAUGUGGUGGAGAUUGUUGAAUCUAGUUCUGGUAAGAUAAAUCUAGGAGGCCUUACCAACGUCAAUGCUUUUCACAUUCAAGUGGAUCAACAGGACGAGUCUGAGUUCAAUUAUGUGAGGGCUGUGUUAAAGAAAUGUGGUUUUGUUCAUGAGGAGUUCCUUGGAACAUGGAACUCUCCUUACCAACAAGCAGACCCCUUACCAUUGGGUGAAGUGGAUGGCCGGCCUAACGCACUCGACAUUGCAGCAUAUGACCAUGAUAUGUCUCUUGAUCAUGAACUUCUGCUUGAUCUCAUCCAUGAAGUUCUAUUGGAAAUUUAUGAAUCAUCUUUUGCUAGUAGCCCCUGGUUCUCAUGCUUUGUUUCUCAAAUUAAACCAUUACUUGUGGGACACCAUGUCCUUAGGGAAGUAUGGGGAAAAAUCAGUUGGCAUCUUAGUUCACGAAAACAGGUAAACCGCGCACUUGAAAGUAUAAUGGCUCGAAAUUUUGCAAAGAAUGAUGGAUGGUUGAACCUCCAGUGGGAUGUGGAGUGUGUAGGGAUGGAGUUGGAUGGUCUGAUACUGGAUAAUUUGCUAGAUGAGCUAAUACUUGAGUUUGAUGAUAUCACAGACCCUUGUUUUGCAUCUUCCUAGUUUACUUGUGUGUUGUGCAUGUAGAUAUCUUUUUUCUCCAUUAUUCUGGUACCAUGGGUGUAUUUUAUCCCACUGUUCAUAUACAUCUGUACAGAUGGUGAAAUAACAUACAUGUACUGUAAUCGGGGAUAUGAAGAAAAUAAAUUUAAAUUCUGUGUUGCA
Messenger RNA from Phoenix dactylifera (date palm), 3385 nucleotides. RefSeq lists its product as uncharacterized. NCBI's taxonomy places the organism in Eukaryota, Viridiplantae, Streptophyta, Magnoliopsida, Arecales, Arecaceae. The record is from RefSeq and is a predicted model, not a curated record.